Molecule: messenger RNA, 3271 nt
Organism: Cygnus olor (mute swan)
Lineage: Eukaryota; Metazoa; Chordata; Aves; Anseriformes; Anatidae
Product: platelet glycoprotein Ib alpha chain-like
Exons: 2
Coding region: 730-2874 (714 amino acids)
Molecular function (GO): protein binding
Source: RefSeq, a predicted model, not a curated record
GCGGCUGCUGGGUCUUCAUCUGCUGACUGGCAUUAACCCGCCAUGUUCCACAGAAUGUAGAAACAGUACAAAAUCAGUAUCUCCCCUCCUCUGAAGCACCUGCCGUUGUAGAUUUUGGGUGACCCCCAGCCCUGGUGCCCAAAAUGCUUGGUGGUGACCUAUGGGCCGGGGAAGUGGAGAUGGCUUGGCCGCGGGAAUGGAGAGCAGGAAGAAUUGCAAAACCCAGUUCCUUCCUCUGUUCCUAAUCUCCUUGCCUGCACUGUGCUGUGGCUUCUCCCACUAACGUUAAAGCUGCCUUGCAGCUCUCUAGAAGAGCCAUCCCUCUCUCUUCUGGGAAGCCAGAAAGAAAGGAGCCCUCCUGGACACCACCACUAACCAGCUGAGGUGAUAUGCAAAAGCUGCUCCUCUCUGGUACGCCAACCAGGCUGCAGUCCCCAGGUCAAGGGACCUUAAGCAAGGAAUUAUGAUCCACAAUUUCUUAUGGAAACAUGAGAUGGAGGCGUUUGCAAAGAGCCAUGGUGUGGCAGUGCAAUUAAAGCAGGGGCUACACGGAAGGACAGCAGAUGAGUUUGGCUUCUCCGGAAACCACAGCUCCCUUCCCAGCAGCUGGGGGUGCUGAUAGAGGGCCUGGCCAGCCCUGCUGGGAGCGUUGCUGCCAGGGCAGCUCCCAGUGCUGGGGCAGGAGGGAGGCAAAGCAGCAGGAGAGCAGACGUUGAGGGGUUCACGGCCAUGCAGUUCCCUGCACUGCUCAUGUUGAUCCUCCCGGCCCUGCUGCCCCUGGCCGGUGCCACUGACCUGCAGCUGCCCUGCCCAUCGGAGAUGAACAAGGUGAAGGACAUCCUGGAGGUGAACUGCACAGGACAGGCUCUCAGCGCAGUGCCCUCUGGCCUGCCCGAGGACACGGGCAUCCUGCUGCUCAACGCCAACCGCCUGACGUCUGUCUCCACUGCCGCCUUCUUGCCCCUGGCCGCACUGCAGGACCUCGACCUGUCUGAAAACGGGAUGGUGGCCCUGCACACCGAGUCCCCGCUGCCAUCCCUCAGGGAGCUGCUGCUGUCCCGCAACGCGCUGGUGGCCCUGCCCAACCUGCAGGGCCUGCCUGCGCUCACCCGCCUGACCCUGGCUCACAAUACCCUGCAGAAUCUUGCCCCGAAGGCUUUCCGUGCCGUGCCGCUGCUGCAGGACCUGGACCUGCGAGGGAACCGGCUGCAGACACUUCCCCAGGACACCUUUGCAGGGCUGCGGGCGCUCAAGGAAUUGGACCUCUCAGACAACCUUUUGGAGGAGCUCCCCAGGGAGCUGCUGCAGGACUUGGAAGCACUGGAGACCCUCUGGCUCUCAGGGAACCUCCUCCGCACCUUGCCCACCGACUUCUUCAUUGAGGGGCACCUCUUCGCCUAUGUGUUUCUCACCGAGAAUCCCUGGCACUGUGACUGCAACCUGUUCUACCUGCGGAAGUGGAUCCUGAGCAAUGAGGGGAGCGUCUACCAGCCAGAGCGGGGCCUGGAGAAGACGAAGGUGGAGGUGGCCCCAGAGAAGGUGCUGUGCUACAGUCCCCUCAAGCAUCAGCAUCAGCCUGUCAUCCGCUUCAAGUCUGACUGUGGCAAUGUGGGAGACACAGAUGGGGAUGCGUAUGACUACGAUGAGGAAGGAACACCCCAAAAAACUACCAUGUCCCCUUCCCCCAUGACACAUCCAGCUGUCCCCAAAGAGCACACUACUACCCCACACGCUCUUACCCAGCCUCCUCUCACUACUACAAGUUCUCCCAUCAGCUCCCCUUCUAGCUCCAGCCUUGCCCCAAGCACUUCCCAUGCGGUUCCUGCAAGCACCAGCACUCCCAGCACCGCCGCUCCUGCACCAGUCAGUUCCACCAUCACAUCCACUCUACAGCCCCCCAGCACUACCCCUCUUCUAACUUCUGCUCCCCCCACCACCUUCAUCUCCACCACCUCACUGACAACUGCUGUGAGCACCAGACUCCCCAGCACCAGCAACCAUCCCCAAACCAGCCUUACCACCAGCACAGCCACCAGCACUCUCCCAAUGUCCACUGGCAUGUUUUCCACCAGCAGUCCCACAGCAUUGCCUUCCACUAACACGUCAGGGCACUCUUCGGUCAUCAAAUCUUCAUCUCCUCUGAUGUCAACCACACUGGUGGUCUCCACCACCACGCUUUCUCCUCAUGCCCCGAAGUUGCUGGCUCCCCUGAACACCACACACUUCCUCCAGCCAUCCCCUCUGCCCCCACCUCACCCUCUCUGUCCUUGCUCCACCACAGCACAGACUGUGCCCAUGCUGCUCUUGCGGGCAGGUGGGGAGGGUCCGCAGUGGGUGCAGUGGAUGCUGAGCCACUGCUGCCUGUUGCACUGGGUGCUCUACCUGGCCUCCUUGGUUCUUCUGCUCCUGUCCAUGCUGGCUUUAGCUUGCUGGCUGCUGUGGAUAUGUCUGGUGGGAUGGCCUUCCUCACGCAAAUCACUGCAGACCCAAGAGGUGCAGUACCCACUGUUGAGGUGGAGGGAGUCAACAGAAAGUCCUAUGAGGCAUCUCAGCAGCUUCCAAAGCCCCCUCCAACACUCCACAUUCUGCACCAUCAAGGAAAUAGAGCUGUGCCCUGAAGUCACUACAUCCCACACCUACUGCACAAUUAAAGACCUGGGAAUACAGCGCAGUCCUCCUGCAAAGUCCUCCUUCUGCACAACAAAGGAGCUGUGGGUCUGCCACCGUCCCCCGAAUGCUUCAUUCAAGUCUUUCUCCAGGAAGCUGACAGCCACAAACCUUGGCUUCCUGAGGGCCCCUUCUGCUUACAGCCUGGAUAGGGGUGUCAAGGCCAUCGGCACUGUCAGAGUGAAGUAUGCUGGCAACACCUUGUAAAUACUCCUGUAUGUUCAGAGUGAGGCAUGGAGGGUCAUGGCUCUGCCUCAUAUACCCUUGUUGCAUGAGGGGAAGAUCUGCUUGCUACAGAAGGGGAAGUCAUCCCAUUCCUCCCCCUAGCACCACUCACACUCAUUGUGGUUGCCGAAUCUGCAAUAAUUACUUUGGUACUUGGCAGGGGUAGAAGUCAUCCUAGAGCAGAGUGUGGGGCUGACACUGCCUGAUUUUGAGGUGAGAAGAGCUUUUUGAGCUUUUUUUUUUCUUCUUUUGAGAAGAGCUUGCUUUGUACACUGUGUCCUAAUCGCUUCUGUCUGAAUGGUGCACAUAAAGAUGCGCUAUGCUUUCAACUCAGUGUCAGGUUGCUAAUCACAGAAUAAAUAUUCUCUUUGCCUAACUU